AUGCUUCCAUUCCUUCCUUCCUUCCUUCCUUCCUUCCUUCCUUCCUUCCUUCCUUUCUAUCUAUCUCAGUCCAUUCAUAUCUAUCUCAGUCCAUUCAUAUCUAUCUAUCUAUCUCAGUCCAUUCAUAUCUACCUAUCUAUCUAUCUAUCUAUCUCUCUCAGUCCAUUCAUAUCUAUCUAUCUAGCUAUCUAUCUCUCUCAGUCCAUUCAUAUCUAUCUAUCUAUCUAUCUAUCUAUCUAUCUAUCUCAGUCCAUUCAUAUCUAUCUAUCUAUCUAUCUAUCUAUCUCAGUCCAUUCAUAUCUAUCUAUCUAUCUAUCUAUCUAUCUAUCUCAGUCCAUUCAUAUCUAUCUAUCUCAGUCCACUCAUAUCUAUCUAUCUAUCUCAGUGCAUUCAUAUCUAUCUCAGUGCAUUCAUACCUAUCUAUCUAUAUAUUACUUUAGUCUGUUCAUAUCUAUCUAUCUAUAUCAGUCUGUUCAUAUCCAUCUACCUAUUUAUCUAUGUCUGUUUAUAGCUAUCUCACUCUGUUCAUAUCUAUCAAGCUAUCUCAGCCUGUUCAUAUCUAUCAACCUAUCUCAGCCUGUUCAUAUCUAUCAAGCUAUCUCAGCCUGUUCAUAUCUAUCAAGCUAUCUCAGUCUAUUUAUAUCUUUGUAG
Molecule: messenger RNA, 651 nt
Organism: Acanthosepion pharaonis
Lineage: Eukaryota; Metazoa; Mollusca; Cephalopoda; Sepiida; Sepiidae
Source: the annotation of a GenBank genome assembly